UCCUUGUUAGACAGUUGGUAAGAGUUUUUUUUUUCCUCUUCUUUACUCUGUUUCUCUUACGAAGUUAGGUUUACUUUACUUUGUUCUUUUUCCAUUUUACCCAAGAAUGGUGUCGGAUUCCGUGUUGGUUGACCGGCUCCGGGAAAUACUCCGAGUUUCCGACCUUGAAAUUGCCACCGCCGGCACCGUUCGUCGGAGGCUUGAGGAGGAACUUGGGGUCGAUUUACUUGACAGGAAAGUAUUUAUCAGGGAUCAAAUCGACCUUUUCCUUCGAAUUCAGGUUGAGGAAACUCCAAAGAACGACGUACACGAAGCAGAGAAUGGGAAGGAAGGUGAAAAUGAUGAUUCUUGCUCCCAAGAAGAACAAGAGGAAGAACAAGUGAAGGAAGAUGAAAAUGGCGAUUCUUGCUCCCAAGAAGAAGAGGUGGGUGAGGAUAAGAGUGCCACAAGGUCAAAGAAGAAAGCGCGUAGGUCUGAGAAAAUGAAUGGAGAAGCAAAGAAAAAAGGGGGCUUUAACAAACCAUGUGCACUUUCUCCACAGCUUCAGAAAUUGGUUGGCGAGCCAGAACUUGGCAGACCAGAGGUGGUCAAGAAGAUUUGGGCCUAUAUCCGGGAGAAGAAUUUACAAAACCCAGAGAACAAGCGGAAAAUUUUAUGUGAUGAAGUUUUGAGUGGAAUUUUUCAGGUCAAAAGUAUAGACAUGUUCCAGAUGAACAAGGUGCUAUCCAAGCACAUUUGGCCCUUAAAUGAGGAAAAUGGCACUCAAGUCAAAACUUCUGUGAAGAGAAGGCUACCGAAAAAAGGCAGAGAAGAAGCUUUAGAUGAGCCAAAGCAGAAAGAGAAAAGGCAGAAAGGUGGAGGAUUUGGUUUUCUUGCUCCAGUUCAAUUAUCAGAUGCUCUUGUGAAAUUCUUAGGUAUUGGUGAAAAUGCAUUGCCGCGAGCUGAUGUUAUUAAGCGAAUAUGGCAAUAUAUAAAAGAAAAUGAGCUGCAGGAUCCAUCUGAUAAGAAGACAAUCAUCUGCGAUGAAAGGUUAAAAGAACUAUUUCAAGUUGAUUCCUUCCAUGGCUUCACAGUUACAAAGCUAUUGACUGCUCAUUUUAUCAAAAGAGAAGACUGAUAAUGUGGCUUGCUUGCAAUUGGCAAUGAGGGUAAUUUAUCUUCUACCUGGCCCUGUUAGUGGUUGCUGCUUCUGUCUUAGUUUCUAUGGCUUUUAGGUAUACUUAUUCAGCCAUAGUAUAGGAAUAUAUGAUCUUGAAUGUUUAGCAAAAUGCUACUUGGUAUGAAGCUUUCCCUUCUGCCAACGCAAAAAAAGAAAAAAAAUUGAAGAAAACAAAAUAGUUGUCCCUCCCUGGACUCUGAUAAAAUUGGAACAAUGAAAAAACAAAAUUGUUAUAUCCUUUUUUUUUGGUAACUGACUGUAUUCUAUAAAUCACCAAGUGAAAACAUUACAAAGCCA
Solanum tuberosum (potato) is the source of this 1456-nucleotide messenger RNA. RefSeq names its product upstream activation factor subunit spp27-like. The coding region runs from base 107 to 1117 and encodes 336 amino acids. Lineage: Eukaryota; Viridiplantae; Streptophyta; Magnoliopsida; Solanales; Solanaceae. The transcript has 6 exons. The record is from RefSeq and is a predicted model, not a curated record.